This is a messenger RNA of Nematolebias whitei (Rio pearlfish), 876 nucleotides long. RefSeq names its product glycoprotein M6Aa (gene gpm6aa). Bases 256 to 876 code for a protein of 206 amino acids. NCBI's taxonomy places the organism in Eukaryota, Metazoa, Chordata, Actinopteri, Cyprinodontiformes, Rivulidae. Gene Ontology annotation, cellular component: filopodium; axonal growth cone; plasma membrane. The record is from RefSeq and is a predicted model, not a curated record. The transcript is spliced from 4 exons. Gene Ontology annotation, biological process: neuron projection development.
CACGGCUGCUCACAAUGGACAGCACCACAAAGACUCAGUGAUCCCUCACAUCAGCAGAGUCCUGACAGGAGCCACAGCUGACCGUCAGUCUGAGCUUUCAGCAGGACCCUCAGAGCAAGUGCACGUGAGACAAGAGAAGGAAAGAACGGGUGCUUUCUGGAUCCUUUCUGACUGACUUAUUCAGGUUUUCUAACCUUUAAACCAUCACAUUUUCAGUGUCCAAAGAUUUAGCUGCUUCAAAACAAAUUCAGCAAAAUGGAAGAAGAGAUGGACGAGGGGCAGAGCCAAAAAGGAUGCCUCGAAUGCUGCAUCAAAUGCCUGGGUGGGAUCCCGUAUCCGUCCCUCAUCGCCACCAUCCUGCUGUAUGCGGGCGUGGCCCUGUUCUGUGGCUGUGGACACGAAGCCCUGUCGGGGACCGUCACCAUCCUCCAGAACUACUUUGAAGUAGUGAGGAGUCCCGUGGAUGCACUGGAUGUCUUCACCAUGAUUGAUAUAAUCAAGUACGUCAUCUAUGGGAUUGCUUCGGCUUUCUUUGUCUACGGCAUCCUGCUGAUGGUGGAGGGAUUCUUCACCAGUGGAGCCAUUAAAGACCUGUAUGGAGACUUCAAGAUCACCACCUGUGGUCGCUGCGUCAGCGCUUGGUUCAUCAUGCUGACUUACAUCUUCAUGCUGGCCUGGCUCGGAGUGACAGCUUUCACCUCCAUUCCAGUCUUUAUUUAUUUCAACAUCUGGAAUAUUUGCCAAAAUACAACAGUGCUUGGGGGGGCCACGCUCUGCCUGGACCCACGCCAAUAUGGUGAGGACGAGCGUCCAUCAUUUCUGCACCCUCCAGUGUUAGUGCUCUCUGUGGGACUUCUGGAGUCCUGGCCGAGCUGA